UCAGAUCUCAAAUAUCUUAGUAUGGAGGGUAGCUUUUGCUUGGAAACUUCACUAACUACAAGCAUAAGUAGAAAUUUUAAACUUGAAAACCUUCACUUCGUUGAUUGCAAGAAGCUUCAGUCCUUGCGUGAUCUUUCAUCAACCGUUUUACAACUUAGUGCGGAAUGUCUAACUACACAGGAAAGUAUUCCUAAUCCAUUUGAAGCAAGCACUUCAAGAACUUCAUCGUUCACUCUUAUAAAAUGGGUAAGCUUGAUUGAGAUUCAAGGCCAAAAUCUUAGGCCACUUGCAAGGCUAAUGAGUUACCUACAUUUCUUAUUGAUGCAUAACUCUCUCUCUCUGGGACUCUUUAGUUUAAACACCCUUAUAUCAUUGUGUUUAUCCUCAAGUGAAGUUCCGGUGUGGUUCAACAAUCAAGGCUCGGGGUCUUCAUUAGAAUUGCAGCUACCUCCUUGUUGGUGGAAUUACGGAUGGGGAGGAUUCUUUUUAUCUGGAGUUUUUAGAUUCCAUCAUGAUCAGCCUCCUUCAGUGGAUACUUGUACUGUUGUCUGUGACUUGCAUGCAUACAAUUUGCCGUCGGAACAAAGUUUGUUUCUAUGUCGCUCUAAGAUGGAAAUCGCUCAAGAUUUAUGCAUCACUUCUGAUCAACUUUGGGUUAGCUUUGUGCCUCCUAGCUCCAUAACUUGUCUAGAUCAGUUGAAAGGAUGUAAUCAACUUAAGGCGUCAUUUUUUUCUGACCAGUUAGAGGUGAAGAAUUGUGGACUUCGUCUAAUAUAUCAUGAGGAUGAAGAUGUAGAGGAAUUAAUGUGGUGCGAUAAGCCUUUUGAGGAUUUGGGUCUCCCAGGAAUAACUAUUGCAGAGGUACUUUUAAGUGGCCUUUUUCUUUCUUGUUUUUUUAAAAGUAGCUAAAGUAUGAAUUCAUCAUUCUUUAUACAUUUUAAUUUGAAGAUAUUUGCA
Messenger RNA from Hevea brasiliensis (rubber tree), 957 nucleotides. Its product is annotated as disease resistance-like protein DSC1. The transcript has 2 exons. The coding region runs from base 22 to 909 and encodes 295 amino acids. The record is from RefSeq and is a predicted model, not a curated record. NCBI's taxonomy places the organism in Eukaryota, Viridiplantae, Streptophyta, Magnoliopsida, Malpighiales, Euphorbiaceae.